AUGCAAGCGGCCACCGCCUCCGGGCUGGAUGUCUCGAGGACGGGCGGGCCCCGAGAGGACGGGCGCAACGCCCCGAAUAACUACACAGGACACUGUAGCCAAAUCUUUCCCCCUCAGCUUGGCACGCUACAGAUAAUUCAUGGCGAUGGCACCGCCGUCGGAACGGUGAUAACAUUCCAGUGCUCCGCUCAGCACCUGCUUGUGGGACAGGGACUCGUAACCUGCAUAUGGAAGGGAGACAGUACACAGUGGACUGCUGGAGUUCCCUCAUGCAAACCCAUAUCGAAAUAUGAGGCUUUUGGAUUUAAAGUAGCAGUGAUUGCCUCCAUUGUGAGCUGUGCCAUCAUCCUGCUGAUGUCUAUGGCUUUUUUGACCUGUUGUCUCAUCAAGUGUGUUAAGAAAAAUGAAAGGAGGAGAACUGAAAGGGAUAUGCAACUGUGGUACCAGCUCAGAAGUGAAGAACUGGAAAACAUGCAAGCUGCUUAUUUUGGUUUUAAAGGCAGAAAUAACAACAAUAAUAAACCCUUCGGGAAUAAACCAGUAUUUGAUGAUGGGACUAACCUGGCAUAUGACAAUGAAGGCUUCUGCAGAUUCCACCAAGAACGGACUAGGGACAUCGCAGCUUCUGCGUGUUGCAGAGAAAAUGACUGUCAGCCCAAGUUCAACACAAGCGAUAGUGCACCUAUUAAACAAUUACUGCCAGAACAUAACGUUCCAAUACAUACAGUGAGUACAAUACAUGUUGUUGAGGUCUAUAGACAUGAUAAGGAUAUUUAUAAGAAACUCAUCUCUCGUAUACCUGGAUAAUCAAUGUCAGAAACAAAUAAUUUGCUGUGUUGGACCAAAAUGAAAUAUGGUUAGAAAUAUGUGCCUUAAAGACUGCAUAGAAAACUACUUAAUUAUUCUUAUGAAUCUGAAAAUUUUAUACAUCAAGAUUAUUUUAAAAUGCUUCCAGAUUUAACUUAAAUAAAAUAAUGAAUGUUGAUGCUUACAAUAAGUAGCCAUUCUCUACAAAGUGCUAAAUAUCA
Terrapene triunguis (Three-toed box turtle) is the source of this 1028-nucleotide messenger RNA. RefSeq names its product sushi domain containing 3 (gene SUSD3). The record is from RefSeq and is a predicted model, not a curated record. The transcript has 5 exons. Lineage: Eukaryota; Metazoa; Chordata; Testudines; Emydidae. Gene Ontology annotation, cellular component: plasma membrane. The coding region runs from base 1 to 807 and encodes 268 amino acids.